Carica papaya (papaya) is the source of this 2757-nucleotide messenger RNA. RefSeq names its product rab GTPase-activating protein 22-like. The record is from RefSeq and is a predicted model, not a curated record. Gene Ontology annotation, biological process: activation of GTPase activity. NCBI's taxonomy places the organism in Eukaryota, Viridiplantae, Streptophyta, Magnoliopsida, Brassicales, Caricaceae. Gene Ontology annotation, molecular function: GTPase activator activity.
UUAUAAAAGUGCUUUCACGCGCUUACGCGCACACGGCAUGCCGGCAUGCCUUUACCCCUACUAGAGAGAGAGAGAGAGAGUAAUGGAGUGAAGGGAGUCUGUUUUGACGAGAGGGAGAAAAAGAAAAGGUGAAAGUAAAAGAGACCCAAAGCUAAUCCAAACAGAAACUGGAAGCAGUUCUGGGGGUUUCGCUUACUGUUUGGUACUGUUUAGCUCUGAUUGCCGGAGGUGGAGGAGGAGAGACAGAUUCGAAGGACCGCUAAUUCGGCGGAGGAGGAAGGAGGGGCAUUAAGGCGUUUCUGUAAUUUCGACGAUAGAUGUCCGAUUCCGGAAGUCACAGCAGCUCCACAAGCGCCUACCCGUCCAGCGGCGGAAUCGGCGGGCGCGGGGGCGGCUUAUGGAAAACAAUGGCGGCGCAGCAGUCGGGAGCAGCCAUCGCCGUCACGACCUUGGCCGGUCUCGCGUUGCUCGCCGCGAUUUUAUUCACUAAAUCUAGGUAAAAGGAGAGAAGAAAGUUUAAAAGGAAAAUCAAGAUAUGAUCAACAAAUCACUGUGACAGGAAACCCUAGCAUUUGUUAGCUGUAAUUUAGUUUAAAAGAGAUAACAGAGGUACAAAAAAAAAGAAUUAGGUAGAUGAGAGCUCUAAGACGCAGUCAAACUUCGACGUCAUCUUCAAAUCCGUCGUCACCGUCAUCCUCUUCUUCUUCGUCUUCGUCAUCGUGGAUUCAUUUACGUUCAGUUCUGUUUGUUGGCAUUUCUUCCUCACCAGCUUCCCGUUCUUCCUCUGACCGGGGUCACAUCAAGUCACCAUGGUCUCGCCGUAAAAGAAAACAUGCCCUUACACCUCAGCAGUGGAGGAGAUUGUUUAUGCCAGAUGGCAAGCUUCGUGAUGGUGGAAUCAAAUUCUUGAAAAAAGUUCGCAGUAGAGGUGUUGAUCCAAGUAUCAGGGCAGAGGUUUGGCCAUUCCUCCUAGGAGUGUAUGAGUUGAACAGCUCCAAGGAGGAAAGAGAGAUUGUUAGAACUCAGAAAAGAAAGGAGUAUGAGAAACUCCGCAGACAGUGUAAAUCGCUCCUAAGACGUGGCAGUGAGAGUUUUAAGUUGAAAGUUGGAACUAGCCAUAAUGGGACUAGCACAAAUCUCAUUCAAGAUACAGAUACUUCCAGUUCCGAAGAGGUAGUUAGUGCUAGGGAGUCUCUUUCUAGUGAGGAAAGGAGCCCAGAUGUUGUGUAUUUGGAUGAAUCUUCAAGUGUGUUACUGGAGAAUGAUGAUAGUUUAAGACGAAUCACAAAUGUUGAUGCCUCCACAACAAACACUGAAUCAUCUGACUCAGAUUCCUCUGAAGAGGCUGAAGUGAUUCAGGCCUGCCCUUCAUCGGGUGGGGAGGAAAACAGUCCUGAUGUUCUUUCAGAAGAGAACACUCCUCCCGCAAGCACUGAAGUCCGAUCAAGACUACGUGCCUCUGAAGAUUAUGCUACCUGGCAGCGUAUUAUUCGUCUUGAUGCUGUACGUUCAAAUUCCGAAUGGAUAUCAUACUCUCCAUCUCAGGCUGCUGUAUCAGAUGGCAAGGCACAUCGCUUAGCAGAGUCUGUUGGGUUGAAGGAUUAUGAUCACCUGGAACCCUGUAGAAUUUUUCAUGCUGCCCGACUGGUUGCUAUUCUUGAAGCUUAUGCACUAUAUGACCCUGAGGUUGGCUAUUGCCAGGGUAUGAGUGAUUUACUUUCACCAAUAAUUGCUGUGAUCACUGAGGAUCAUGAAGCUUUUUGGUGCUUUGUCGGUCUCAUGAAGAAGGCUCGCCAUAAUUUUAGGCUUGAUGAGGUGGGAAUCCGAAGGCAACUGAAUAUCGUCUCCAAGAUAAUCAAAUCCAAGGACUCUCACCUUUAUAGGCACCUGGAGAAGCUCCAGGCGGAGGAUUGCUUUUUUGUUUACAGGAUGGUGAUUGUCAUGUUUAGGAGGGAAUUGACAUUUGAACAAACACUUUGCCUCUGGGAAGUAAUGUGGGCAGAUCAGGCAGCCAUUAGGGCUGGUAUCGGCAAGUCUGCGUGGAGUAUAAUAAGGCAGCGAGCCCCACCAACAGAUGAUUUGCUACUGUAUGCCAUUGCAGCUUCUGUAUUACAGAGAAGGAAAUUGAUCAUAGAGAAAUACAGCAGCAUGGAUGAGAUUUUACGGGAGUGCAACAGUAUGGCUGGGCAACUUGAUGUGUGGAAGCUUCUCGAUGACGCCCACGAACUGGUGGUAACCCUCCAUGACAAGAUCGAUACAUCCUUCUCAUGACUCUUCCAUUUUUUUAAAGUAUUUAUCUCCCUAAUUCAUGCCGCGGUGGUUCCUUUCACCAUCUGUGUUACUUCCAAGGCUAUGCUAUACCACUCAUUCCUCAACUAUUUGCUUUUGAAAAGGUCAGUUAAGAUUGGCAGAGUGCAAUUGAACAGCUGAGUCUCAUUUAAAAUUUUUAACGGUGCAUUGAAUUGCACCAGUUUUUUGGCAUAAAAGAUUAUCACUGUAAUCAAGAUAUUCAAUGGCAAAAGCUAGACAGGGAGGGAAGCCGGCCUGUAUUACUCCCACUCAAUGACCAAACCCCAGUGUGUACCAUAUGGCUUCAGGAAUGUGUCAGUAAAAUUAUUACUCCUUUUAUUUUAAUUAAUUUUAUUUUCUUUUUUAUUUUUCUGUUACUAUAUUAUUGUUUUCAUUGUUAACUACCGUAUGAUUUAUGAACGAACUUGUUGUAAGAAUAUAAAGCUUUUUUUCUCCUUUCUUAGGUCA